AUGAAAAGCUGUUGGGCAAGUUUAGGCAACAAGACAAGAUUCCAAGCUUCCCAGAGUCAAAAGAACUGCUUCAACUAUGAUCUGGAAUUUGGAAGCCAGUUUGACUGGUACUUAGCAAUGCUCAAGGAAGCGGCUCACCCUCAGGCUUUGCGCGGCUUAUCAAACACAUUCUCAACAUCACAGAAAUCCAAGCAGGAAUCAGGGCCCUUCAGAGCAGAAGAAGCUGGAAAUGGAGUUGAAGAGACUGCAGGGAAAGAGCUGCCCUGUGAAGAGAGAGGUGUAACAUGGCAGAGUGCCCUGGAGAAGCAGCUGGGAAAGUUCCAGAUGCCAGCUCACAGGAGGCGCCUGGCGCUAACAAAAGUCCGGCCCGCGGGCGAGCUGCGCCGGGCCGCGAGUCUCUGCUCGCUCGGGGCACCCGCAACAAGUGGCCGCUGCGCCCUCCCCGGGGAAGCCGCGGGCGCGCAGGGGCGCCGGGAGGAGGCGGCCGAGCCGGGGAGCCCCGGCCGCCCGCGCGGCUCAGCCCCACCGCAGAGGGAUCGGGGCGGGCGGAUGGGGACCCGGCGGCGGCGGCGCGGCGAGCCUCUGGGCGGCCCCGGGGCGCGGGCUCUCCGCCGCGCUGCGCCCGCUGGCCCGGAACGCGGAUUCUAAGAGCGGCGGCUGCCCCCGGCCCCACCCGGAGCCAUCGGGGGUGCCAGGCGGGGACGGAGCGCCCCCUCCCACCGGAGUGCAGGGGCCGCCCCCGGUCGGAGCCCGGCCCCGGAGCGUGGGGUAUGCGCAGCUAACGGUCCCGUCGGGCGGGCUUUCCUCUGGUGGAGCGCGCAGGCGGUGCGCCCCAGCUAUGGAGUGUCCGGGGAGACGGCGGGCAUGACGGCGGCAGGAUGGGCGCGAACAAUGGCAAACAGUACGGCAGUGAGGGUGAGUGGGCCGUCCGUCCUCAGACUCCCGGAUCGCGCCCCCCUCCCUUCCCCCUCGCCCUCCCGUCUGGGAAGGAAGGUUCUCGCACGCUACAGUGGCGCACCCCCAUUUGGCACCGUGUCCGGGCCGUCACCUUCCCCUUGGCACUGAGUGCUGAGGCGCCCCGAGGAUGCUUUCCCACCGUGGGGGUCUCAUUAAGCAACUUCCCAGGUUGUCUUUAGGACGGCUCAAGUUUCAUUUCUGCCGUAUUUCUGAGCACAUGUGCCUCAGCUUUCCUUCUCUAAGCAUCUGGGGUUUAGGAUGAUGGUUUGGCAGAGGGCGGAAGACGUUUUUGAAAAAUUACGCUGUGAAAACUUUCCCAGGCCUUUGUGCUGCAGUCCCCUGGACUCUCCUGUAGCAGGAACAACUUCUGGAAGAAGAAGUUAAGUUUCCAUUCUCUGCUCAAUGCCCCUGAGCUGACAGCUUCGUGAAACACCACCUAUGGGCCUCGCGAGGCGAGGAGUGGCCGGGGGCUUUGUUUGGGCCCUCGCGGGGCUCAAGACGGGCAAAGGACCAUCUGUUAACGUGGGGCUGGAAAUUGCACAGAAAUAUUGCCUGUCAAGUGGGAACUUGGAAGUUGGGGAAACUUUAAACUCCACCUACUCCUAAAAGGAUGAUGGAUGUGUGGGUUGGCUUCUCCCUCGCUCCUCCUCCUCUUUGCAUAAAACCGUAGUAUUGUAACCUAGCUGAUUAGCAGCUUGCCCCCGAUAUGCAUCCUGCCUGGGCUUUUUCCGCCGUUCAAAAGUUUGUAAGGUUUGUCUUUCUUGAACUUGGCUGGAGGGGAGUGGAAGAGAUGGGGUUGCUUUCAUCAGCCCUCCCCCAGAGGACAGGCGGUUACAAACGGGGUCCAGCGCCUGCAGACUGGUAGGAAUGCAGAAUGGCUGUUCAGCAUGUGGUGUUAGGGAAACUCCUAUCAUCCUGUUCAGAACUUUUGAGGUGUGGUCACAGAACGUGGAUGUCUCUCCCCGUGUUUGUGUCUGUGUUCGUUCUCAGCAGCUUGGUGAAAUUACAGCAGAAACCGACCCUAGAAAACCAUAUCCACAAGAGCUUUCUGUUUAAAUCAUUCUUUUCCAGAUCACUAUGUUCUGAAUUCCAUAUAUAUAUAAUCUCCUUAUUCUGGGCAGUUUCGUGAGAGAGAUUUUUUUUUUAAUAAUUUCAUUUAAAAAAAAG
Odobenus rosmarus divergens (Pacific walrus) is the source of this 2124-nucleotide messenger RNA. RefSeq lists its product as uncharacterized. Lineage: Eukaryota; Metazoa; Chordata; Mammalia; Carnivora; Odobenidae. The transcript has 3 exons. The record is from RefSeq and is a predicted model, not a curated record. The coding region runs from base 1 to 648 and encodes 215 amino acids.